CUUGGACACCAUGGGGCAGAAGCAGGGUCAAGCAAACUUAGAAAAUGCGUGCUGUUAACAUACACAUCUUCAACAGAGAUGUUAACUUCCCCUGUGGUUCAGAGCUAGGAAGAAGUGGAGCCAGGAUUUGAACCCAGAUAAGACAACUAAGGCCCAGAGACAGUAAGGAAUUUGCCUAGGAUCACACAGCUAAGUUCAGCCGAUCACAAAGCUGUGCCCUGAACCAUUGCUACCCAAAGCAUCAGAAAGUGCCAGAUGGACAUGAACAAAGCCAGGAUCAACCCGAAGAUGCCCAGCAGUACAGCCAGGCAGAUCACCGUCAGCAUCGACAUGCUCAAGGCCCCAGGCUUGCGGGCUGAGUCCCUCAGGUGGUCCACACUGGUGACAAACAUGACCCUCAACAGGGAUCGGGUCUGUAAGGGGGGGCUUCCCUGGUCCUCUACUACUAUCUCCAGCUCCCACUCACUCCCAAUGAGGCUGCUGGCAUUGGUGACAUUGACGAACAGCUGCCCCGUAUGAGGGUUGAGGAUGAAGAGGUGGGCUUCAUUUCCACUGCGGAUGCUGUAGAGGGGCUCUCCAUUUGCCCCCGAGUCUGCAUCUCUUGCCACAAUGGUUGUCAAAAGGAAUGGCCGGGAGCUGUGAGUGGCCAGUGGAGGUGUGUCAGUGCCUGCUGGACCCAAGCCAUUGGGGGUCUCGAUGGGCACCAGCAGGUGGCCUGUGGAGGCAUUCACAAGCAUGGAGAGGCUGGCUUUUCCAUCGCUGAGCACAGGCUGGACCACCUCUGGGGCAUUAUCAUUGGCAUCCAAGAGGCUGACCCACACAGAGACACUGGAUGCAAGCGUGGGUUGCCCGCUGUCCUCUGCGAUCACCUGGAACUCAAAGCCGGCCAUCUCUUCAUAGUUCAGUGACCUCUGAGCAGUGACCUCUCCUGUGUGGGAGUCAAUAGCUACUAAGUGAGCAACUGGGGAGUCCUGGAUGCGGUAUGAGACUUUUCCAUUAAUGCCCAAGUCUGCAUCAUGAGCCUUGAUGGUAAUGAGGUGAAGAGAGGAUGGCAGGAUUUUCAUAAUAUAUGUAGUAUGAGUUCCACAUCUUGGCCUCUUACCCAGCUUCAGCAGUCUCAGCUCCACCAGUUAGAGAAUAAAUGGGAUUUGCAUGAACUCCACUCUGAGCUGAAAUACAGACUGCGGUGUUAAUAUCCUUUUCUUCUGAUUGUUAUUAACAGGUCCUUAUGUCAUCAGAAGAUCGAGAAGCUCAGGAGGAUGAAUUGCUGGCCCUGGCAAGUAUUUACGAUGGAGAUGAAUUUAGAAAAGCAGAGUCUGUCCAAGGUGGAGAAACCAGGAUCUAUUUGGAUUUGCCACAGAAUUUCAAGAUAUUUGUGAGCGGCAAUUCAAAUGAGUGUCUCCAGAAUAGUGGCUUUGAAUACAGCAUUUGCUUUCUGCCUCCACUUGUGCUGAACUUUGAACUGCCACCAGAUUAUCCAUCCUCUUCCCCACCUUCAUUCACACUUAGUGGCAAAUGGCUGUCACCAACUCAGCUGUCUGCUCUAUGCAAGCACUUAGACAACCUAUGGGAAGAACACCGUGGCAGCGUGGUCCUGUUUGCCUGGAUGCAAUUUCUUAAGGAAGAGACCCUAGCAUACUUGAAUAUUGUCUCUCCUUUUGAGCUCAAGAUUGGUUCUCAGAAAAAAGUGCAGAGAAGGACAGCUCAAGCUUCUCCCAACACAGAGCUAGAUUUUGGAGGAGCUGCUGGAUCUGAUGUAGACCAAGAGGAAAUUGUGGAUGAGAGAGCAGUGCAGGAUGUGGAAUCACUGUCAAAUCUGAUCCAGGAAAUCUUGGACUUUGAUCAAGCUCAGCAGAUAAAAUGCUUUAAUAGUAAAUUGUUCCUGUGCAAUAUCUGUUUCUGUGAGAAGCUGGGUAGUGAAUGCAUGUACUUCUUGGAGUGCAGGCAUGUGUACUGCAAAGCCUGUCUGAAGGACUACUUUGAAAUCCAGAUCAGAGAUGGCCAGGUUCAAUGCCUCAACUGCCCAGAACCAAAGUGCCCUUCGGUGGCCACUCCUGGUCAGGUCAAAGAGUUAGUGGAAGCAGAGUUAUUUGCCCGUUACGACCGCCUUCUCCUCCAGUCCUCCUUGGACCUGAUGGCAGAUGUGGUGUACUGCCCCCGGCCGUGCUGCCAGCUGCCUGUGAUGCAGGAACCUGGCUGCACCAUGGGUAUCUGCUCCAGCUGCAAUUUUGCCUUCUGUACUUUGUGCAGGUUGACCUACCAUGGGGUCUCUCCAUGUAAGGUGACUGCAGAGAAAUUAAUGGACUUACGAAAUGAAUACCUGCAAGCAGAUGAGGCUAAUAAAAGACUUUUGGAUCAAAGGUAUGGUAAGAGAGUGAUUCAGAAGGCACUGGAAGAGAUGGAAAGUAAGGAGUGGCUAGAGAAGAACUCAAAGAGCUGCCCAUGUUGUGGAACUCCCAUAGAGAAAUUAGAUGGAUGUAACAAGAUGACAUGUACUGGCUGUAUGCAAUAUUUCUGUUGGAUUUGCAUGGGUUCUCUCUCUAGAGCAAACCCUUACAAACAUUUCAAUGACCCUGGUUCACCAUGUUUUAACCGGCUGUUUUAUGCUGUGGAUGUUGACGACAAUAUUUGGGAAGAUGAGGUAGAAGACUAGUUAACUACUGCUCAAGAUAUGGAAGUGGAUUGUUUUUCCCUAAUCUUCCGUCAAGUACACAAAGUAACUUUGCGGGAUAUUUAGGGUACUAUUCAUUCACUCUUCCUGCGUAGAAGAUAUGGAAGAACGAGGUUUAUAUUUUCAUGUGGUACUACUGAAGAAGGUGCAUUGAUACAUUUUUAAAUGUAAGUUGAGAAAAAUUUGUAAGCCAAAGGUUCAGAAAAUGAAACUACAGAAUAUUAAAUAUUAUAAUGUGCCCAAAGCUCUGAAUAGUUAAAAAUUAAAUAUUUAUUUUCUUCCCCAAGCUUUAGGUAAGGAGAAGAGGGGUCAAGAGUUAAACUUAGAGACCCUUUGUCUCUGAGAAGCAUCCUUCUAAGACAUUCUGUUGGAGUUCCCUCAGUACUAUUCCUUACAACUGGAGUGGGUAGAAGCCUUACGAAAAUUAUACUGAGAACCUGAUCUCAUUUACUCCAUGUUAAUCACAUUCCUACCAACCUAAAUUUCUGCCAAGUCAGUUCUCUUUGGAGGAAGCCCUUUACUCUGUAACUGACUGGAUGGUCCAGUGUCAUUUUGAUCUGCUUUUCAGAAUGGAAAUUUAUAAUAUAAAUAUAUGUUUUAAUACCACAAACACUGUGGGGCACUUGAUAUUUAUUAGUGGUGUAUAUGGUCCACUGGUUUCAGGCCAAAUCUAGAAUUUAGUGAUACUGGCUCAGAAGAAUUUAAGUUCUAUUCAACUUUCCUGGGUGUUAGAACCUAGAUUCAAAAUGGCUUGUCUUUGCUAGUUUUGUUCCACAUUCUCUCUCUUUACCUUUGCCCUACCUUCUGUUUGUAAGGAUGAUUUUAAUAUUAAUUCCAGGAACACAUGUUUUUAUUUCCUCUGCUGGAAUAGGAGAAAGCUUAAUAUAUUCCCAAGCUGAAUGUUCUUGAAUUAUCUACAUUUACCACUGUAUAUGCACAUAGUGACAGUAUAACCUGUCUAUACUGCAGUAGUUCCAGUCCUAACUUUCUGAAUUAUUUUUAAAGAUCUUCUCUAACAAGCUAUGGGAAUUUGGCUUCAUACUCUUUUUUUGCAACAGCAGUGUUCUGGGUGAUAAUUUUGAAUUGAUACCUGUUCCUUUUUCUGGGUUUUGUUGGCUUUUUGAAAAAUUGUCUUUCCUUAUCAUUGGUGGGAGGCUUGGUAGCAAAGUAACAUUUUUUGGAAAAGAGGACAGAAAAAUUGAACUGCAGCUUGAGAACAUAUUCUUUUUUUCCUACUUUGUUAUUGCACAUUGAGGAAUCACUUUUAACUGUUUUAGGUGCGUGUGUCCAGAGUGAGCAAGGAUUAUGUUUUUGGAUUGUCAAAGAGGAUGCUUAGUCUUAAAAUAAAAAUAAAUUUAAAAAUCA
Messenger RNA from Gorilla gorilla gorilla (western lowland gorilla), 4036 nucleotides. It is a transcript of the gene RNF14, whose product is annotated as ring finger protein 14. Bases 1229 to 2653 code for a protein of 474 amino acids. The transcript has 12 exons. Gene Ontology annotation, biological process: protein ubiquitination. NCBI's taxonomy places the organism in Eukaryota, Metazoa, Chordata, Mammalia, Primates, Hominidae. Gene Ontology annotation, molecular function: zinc ion binding; ubiquitin-protein transferase activity; protein binding. The record is from RefSeq and is a predicted model, not a curated record.